This is a messenger RNA of Verruconis gallopava, 2399 nucleotides long. RefSeq lists its product as uncharacterized. NCBI's taxonomy places the organism in Eukaryota, Fungi, Ascomycota, Dothideomycetes, Venturiales, Sympoventuriaceae. Gene Ontology annotation, biological process: carbohydrate metabolic process; N-glycan processing. Bases 281 to 1999 code for a protein of 572 amino acids. The record is from RefSeq and is a predicted model, not a curated record. Gene Ontology annotation, molecular function: calcium ion binding; mannosyl-oligosaccharide 1,2-alpha-mannosidase activity. Gene Ontology annotation, cellular component: endoplasmic reticulum; Golgi membrane. The transcript has a single exon.
CAGUCGAUUAUAUACUACGCUGAAUCAUCAAUCCCAAGGGCUCUGUCCACUGGCGAUAGCAAUUUACGAGUCGCUCGUUCAGAAUAGAUGUCUGGUCUAUGAACGACCCGCGCGAAGAGCAAGUUCCUAGGCAAGGUCGCGAAGCUACAUUGAGAUCUGGCGUCCAACAGGAUGCGCAUGCUUGGAGCUCAAGGUUGCUCAACUAGCAGAGGACAGUAGCAGAGGACGGCUGCGGAUGGGAGUUCUGCCUGCUAAAUUCCCAUAGAAGAAUUCUUUCAACAUGCGGCCGCUCUCACGCAGCCGAGAUCCUGUCACGACUGCCAAGCUCAUCUCCGCCAGCAUCGUCAUCAUCUUCUACCUCCUCUACGUUGCCUUUCACAAGCCGGUGGUCGUCGCGCCCAAGUACCCAAAGCGUGUGAGACAAUGGAUCCAGCAAGAGAAGUGGGUCAACAGCACCGGGGAGGCGGACGUGGAGCGGAGAGACGCUGUCAAAAAGGCAAUGCGACAUACGUUUGAAGGAUACAGGAAGCGUGCCUGGGGCAACGACGAGAUUUUGCCCGUAACGGGCGGUGUUGGUAAUACACGGAACGGCUGGGGAGCUACCAUCGUUGACGCCAGCACCACACUAGCGCUCAUGGGGAUGUGGGACGAGUUGACACUGUGCGUGGACUACAUCAUCGACGAGAUCGAUUUCUCGUCCAGUUUUGCUCUGGUCGACCCGUUCGAGACGACCAUACGAUACUUGGGGGGUCUGGUGAGCUUGAUACAGUUGGUGGACGAGAAGGUGAUUCCAGAAAAAGUCAUAAACUCGGCGAAGAGGAAGAAGCUCCUUGCAAAGACUGAGAUGCUGGCAAAGAAUUUGCUGCCUGCCUAUUCGACACCUACGGGGAUGCCGUGGCCCCGUGUAGAUUUCAGCAAGCGUUCUGGAGUUCCAGACCCACCAGAGGUGUACGAGAAGGAUCCCUCAAAGCCUCGCUACAUCAAUCCGGCAAUAGGACCCGCGCGUGCUGGCUCGAACAUCCUCGAGAACUGCGUACUAAGCGAGCUUACGGGCAACUGGGAGUAUUGCGCUAAGAGCACACUGGCUUGGUUCCCGCUCGUGUACAGCAAGUGGAUCGUCGAUGCUCCCGGUCUUGUCGACGCUCCCAUUGACAUCAUCACUGGAGAGCCAGUUGGUCGGCAGAAGCACUGGGAUGCUGGCCACGACAGCUACUACGAGUACCUCAUCAAGGCUGCCCUCCUGCGCCCACAUUCCCCUAAUAGCAAAAUGUACUCUCAGCGUUGGCUCGAAGCUGCUGACGCGCUACGACACAACCUGUCUAGCCGGGCUUCUCCAUCCUUAGACCACCCGGUCUCUCAUCUGUACAUGGGAAAGCUGAAUGGCCCUUGGUUUCUCAAUGAACAGAGCCACCUUGCGUGCUUCGCGCCCGGCAACCUGCUUCUUGGUGCACGUCACCUCAAUCGGAAAGAUCUUCUCGUCCUCGGUCAAGCUCUUCUUGAAGGCUGCCGGCACUCUUACUCCGCAACGCCCACAGGGAUCGGACCAGAGUCUUGGUCGUGGAUACCAGCGCCUCCAUACCGCAACGGCACCUUUGCACCAGAAACCGAGCGACAACUUUCAGAACACGCGGAUUACGGGUUUUGGACUGUCAAUCCGAAGUACAAACUCCGUCCUGAGUACGUCGAGUCUCUCUUCUACGCGUACCGCAUCACAGGCGAACAACGCUACCGCGAAUGGGCGUGGGAGGCAUUCCAGGCCAUAGAGAAGCACUGCAAAACUGAGUACGGUUAUGCCGGGCUCCAAGACGUCAUGCUAUUGCCUAAGACCAAGGGUGCGGGAGGAGAGAAGGACCAUAGCGGCUGGCUAGACGAGAGUGAAAGUUUUUGGGCGGCCGAGACGCUGAAGUAUCUUUGGCUUAUCUUUGCAGAUGUUAGCGUGGGCAGUCUUGACGAUUGGGUGUACAGCACGGAAGGCCAUUUGUUUCGACGGCCAAGCUGAAAGAGCCAGGGGUUAAGCAAAAAGGAAAAGCUCACGAUGAUUAUUAUUUGAAGUCGUGCCGUCGACUAGAUUGGAUAUGUACGGAAUUGCCACGAGACUUGCGAGCGCACGUUGCUAGUGCAGAGUCUCGCAGGCACGUACCUGGCUGAACGCGAUUGGCGAUCUUGGAUAAGAAUGCCCGCGCCCACCGCGGUUCACACAUGGGCCAGAGACCGCCGGAAGGCGCGCUGCUGGCCAUUGCUGAGUAGACGAAGAUGUAUCAGCCGAAGAGCGCUGUCAAACCCCAUUUAGUGCAUUGUGUAUCUACUGUGUAUUACUACAUAGGACAUAUAGCAUAAACGGAGUCUUUGGUGGUGAUGAUUGGUCAAUGUUGUUGCCAACUGCCAAUGGCGAUGAGAAC